UAAAUGUGCGGCUGACUGUAGAUUUUGUAGACAAGGAGCACUGGGAACCGAUGCUCGGUAUCUGUUCUCCCACCAUAAUUUACAGCAGCCAAGUUUGUAUACGUGAGGCCUGGUGUUUCGACUGGUUGAACCACGGGGACGCCGCUGUAAUCAACAAGGCUGCACUCGAGCGCCGCUCGCCGGGGACGUUUCGGAAUGGGCAGCGGCGAUUGCGUCCUUUAUCAAAUCCACCGUUUCUCAUGUGACCAUAGAUUAGUUGGAUUGGGCACUCUGCGGUUCAGCGCGAUAAUACUCUCCACACGUGCAUUUCCCAUGUGUAAUCAACCAUUUGUUGCAGUGUUUCUCCUUGAACCUUCGAUGCUUACGCGCGAAUUGUGGAUGUCUCACCUGAUGGAAAGAGAAGCAUUAGCAGCCAAAUAUUGUCGAAAACGGAAGCCUUGGGCAGAAUUCGAUCAGGAGGUAUUUGAUGUUUUCAAACAACACGGGUUUUAUUCAGUCAGUAUACAAGAUGGGAGCGAAAAGGAAAUGAAAGUCGCUUUUAAAUGUGACUUGCAUCAUGAAGCUCUUGCUUAUCAGGACACCGAAAGCCAUUUUGAAGCUACCGACCAGUAUACCCGCAUUUGCCGCGUGGUUCCUGUACAUAUUGUGUUCGGAACCAUUCAUGAUUACGUUCCAUCUUAUUUCCAUGACUGCAUGACAGACGUCUCCCAGGGAAGAUGUCCAGCGUCUGUGAAAAGGGUCCCCGGAGCUGGCCAUAAUAUUCUUCAACAAACUCCCGAAGCACUUGCAGGAGCAGUAUCUAUCGGCCUGAAUUUAAUCAUGAAGAAUUUGACCUCGCAUCUCCUACAUAGACUGUGAUCGUUAAUAAAAUACCCAUUUUUUUUGAAUGUCUGUUUAUCGUCCUGUGGGGCGGGGCCCGAUGAUGGACACUACGUACACUAUAGGACUUCGUUGUGUAUAUCUAUCGUAUGUA
This is a messenger RNA of Suillus bovinus, 973 nucleotides long. RefSeq lists its product as uncharacterized. Bases 196 to 858 code for a protein of 220 amino acids. NCBI's taxonomy places the organism in Eukaryota, Fungi, Basidiomycota, Agaricomycetes, Boletales, Suillaceae. The transcript is spliced from 7 exons. The record is from RefSeq and is a predicted model, not a curated record.